GGGUAUCAUAACCAAAACUUGAAACAAAUAAAACUACCACUUCAAUCAUCAAAGUGUCGGUGACACAUUUAACUGUUUUCUUCUUCUUCUUCUUGUCAACUAUCUACGGCGGCACGUUAAGUUUUGUCUUCAAUCAGAAUGAAGCACCACCGUGUCUCCGUCUUGUUUCUUUUAAGCUUAUGCUUCAUACUUGCUCGGGGGCAGUCUAAGCACAGUGUACACUUCGACCCACAUUGGCACCCGGGAACCGCCACCUGGUACGGCGAGGCUGAAGGAGACGGUAGCAGAGGAGGGGCUUGUGGGUACGGAAGUUUGGUGGAUGUGAAGCCGUUAAGGGCAAGAGUAGGGGCAGUGGGGCCAGUGUUGUAUAAGAAGGGAGAAGGGUGUGGAGAGUGUUAUAAGGUCAAGUGUUUAGACCAUACUAUAUGCUCAAAACGGGCAGUGACGGUUAUAAUAACUGAUGAAUGCCCUGGCUGCCCUUCUGACCGAACACAUUUUGACCUUAGUGGUGCUGCUUUUGGCCACAUGGCUGUUCAUGGUGAGAAUGGUCAACUCAGAAAUAGAGGUGAAAUCCAAGUUCUUUAUAGAAGAACAACAUGUGUAUAUGCUGGCAAAAAUAUUGCCUUUCAAGUUAAUGAAGGCUCCACACCAUUUUGGUUGUCACUUCUAGUGGAGUUUGAAGAUGGAGAUGGUGACAUAAGCUCCAUGCAUAUACAAGAAGCUGGAUCUAGUGAGUGGCUACAAAUGAAUCAUCUAUGGGGUGCAAAUUGGAACAUUGUUACAGGACCUUUGAGAGGACCUUUCUCUGUGAAAUUAAGCACGUCAACGGGAAAAAGCCUCACUGCUAAAGAUGUCAUUCCAAGUCAUUGGUCUCCAAAAUCCACUUAUACCUCUCGCCUAAAUUUCUCUCCUUGAACUAAUUAAGCUUACUCCCAAAGGGAGUUGGUAAAUAAUAUUAUAAGCACCUUUUACCAAGAUAAAAUAAAGUUAUUUAAGUUUCAUAAGGUUACAAAUCCAAGUCUUCAAUAUGUUGGUAGGGAUUUAGGACUCACACAAUAAGUGCGCAAUACAACUAUCAAUCUUGAUCGUCAGAUUUCAAAUUAAUAAGAUCGUUUAGAGAUAAUUUAAUUAUGCGUGAUAUAAUUUUGGGGUACAAAGGAGUAAGGAUCCAUUAGUUUAAAUGAAAGACUGAAUUAUUAA
Molecule: messenger RNA, 1200 nt
Organism: Medicago truncatula (barrel medic)
Lineage: Eukaryota; Viridiplantae; Streptophyta; Magnoliopsida; Fabales; Fabaceae
Product: expansin-B3
Exons: 4
Coding region: 139-915 (258 amino acids)
Biological process (GO): sexual reproduction
Cellular component (GO): plasmodesma; extracellular region
Source: RefSeq, a predicted model, not a curated record